AUGGAGGGACUGGUCCUGCUCAACGCCCUGGCCACCCGGCUGCUGUUCCUGCUGCACUCGCUGGUUGGGGUCUGGCGAGUGACCGAGGUGAAGAAGGAGCCGCUGUACUGGCUGCUCGCGCUGCUCAACCUCUUGCUCUUUCUGGAGACUGGGCUCACCCUCAAGUUCAAGCGCGGCAGAGGCUACAAAUGGUUUUCACCAGCCAUAUUUAUAUAUCUGAUUAGCAUUGUUCCAUCAUUAUGGCUUCUUGAAAUGCACCAUGAGACCCAGCAUUGCAGUAGCCAAUCUGAAGGGAUGUCACAAAAUACCAGCAGCAAAGAAAACUUCAAUCAAACUUUGAUGUCAAGUGAACAAGCCAAUGGAGCAGAUGAUCUCAUUAAGACGGCCAAAGUUUUUGUAAAUAACUUAUCUACAGUAUGUGAAAAAGUUUGGACUUUGGGACUCCAUCAGACAUUCUUGCUAAUGCUCAUAAUUGGAAGAUGGCUUCUACCCAUUGGAGGCGGGAUCACUAGGGACCAACUCUCUCAACUUCUCCUUAUGUUUGUGGGAACAGCUGCUGACAUACUGGAAUUCACAAGUGAGACCCUGGAGGAACAAAAUGUGAGGAAUAGCCCUGCCCUAGUCUAUGCCAUCCUUGUUAUAUGGACCUGGAGCAUGCUGCAGUUUCCACUUGACCUGGCAGUACAGCAUGUCGUCUGCCCCUUGUCUGUGGCAAUGAGGGGGUUCCCCAGUCUGUUUUUUUGCCAGUACAGUGCCGAUCUGUGGAACAUUGGAAUCAGCAUCUUCAUACAAGAUGGUCCCUUCCUUGUCGUGCGUCUCAUAUUGAUGACCUAUUUCAAAGUGAUAAACCAGAUGCUGGUGUUCUUUGCCGCAAAGAAUUUCCUUGUGGUGGUGUUGCAACUCUAUCGCUUGGUGGUGCUGGGGCUGGAUGUCCGUGCUUCCUUGCGAAAUCGGCCAGGAAGACUGAAAGCAGAGCACAGCUGCCCGUGUGAGCCAGCUGUGAGUGGGAUCUCACCUGGAGAUUGGGCGAGUGGCUCUAAUGGGGGCUUGGGUACCCCCUUGCAGGCCUUGCCUGUCACCCCUGAGCACUCUCACCCCACACCGUAG
Molecule: messenger RNA, 1107 nt
Organism: Puma concolor (puma)
Lineage: Eukaryota; Metazoa; Chordata; Mammalia; Carnivora; Felidae
Gene: TMEM26
Product: transmembrane protein 26
Source: RefSeq, a predicted model, not a curated record